CGUUCUCCACUUCCGUUCACCAAAAGUUAUAAAGAAUAAAAGUCGAUAAGAGCGUAGAGUAUCUGUCGGUAUUAAAAUAUAAGCUCGUAGGAGGACCAACAACCCCUAAAGGAAUACCGGAAGUGAAUCUGGUUCGACGAAUAGAACUCUGAUGGGUAUACGAAAACGUGCCGGGAGGAGGUGAAAUUUUCGAAGGUAGUGGAGGAACGAACGAAGAAACGCAGGCGCUGAUGCGAUCAAUAAAUGGUCCUUCUACAGUCGAGGGCAAGAAAUCAGUAGCGUACGAGUACGCGAUCGACGAAGGUGGGUGAAUGCAUUUGUUGUCAGACGAGAGAAGUACGAAAACAACGGGCCACCACCUUCCGGUGCGUGCGGACGGUGUGGAAACGGGCUGCCAGGUAGUGAGGGUUGCAGACUAGGCGGCUCGUUCAGCAGCAUGCAACCACCACCUAGAAAAGGAAAUUAUGCAAAAUUUCUUAAAAAUGUACACACCGAACAAGCUGCAAAAUUGCAAGCGAAAAAUCAACAUGAAUGCGAUUUGCUGGAAGAUAUUCGUAAUUUUACAAUUAAAAAAUCCGCGAUUGAAAAGUCAUAUUCCGAGGCAUUGCUCAAGAUAUCUUCCGCAUAUUUGAAUAAAAAGAUACCAAACAUUCCGGAUCUCAAGGUUGAAGGAGUAGAAGAAAAAUGGAAUAUGUGGAAUGUAUGGAGAACGGUACUGGAAGAAAAUGAAAAACUUGCUAAGGCACGAUUAGCAGCUGUUGAAAUUUUUCAACAAAAAAUCGCCGACGAUGCGAAAAGUUUGAGAAUGCACAAAAUGCAAAUUUCGAAAAAGGCAAUCGACCAAUUAUUGAUAGUACAAAAAGAGUUACAAGCCUGUGUACAGGAUGUCGAUAAAACGAAAAAAUUGUACUUCGACGAGGAACACAGUGCUCAUGAUGUUCGAGAUAAAGCGAAAGAUAUAGAAGAAAAAUUAAAGAAAAAGAAGGGUUCCUUCUUCCAGUCAAUAACGUCACUGCAAAAAAAUAGUGCUAAGGUAAGCUCAAAACGCGAUGCUUUGGAAGAAAAAUCAACAGGAGCUCGCAAUGAUUAUUUACUUAGUCUCGCUGCUGCCAAUGCUCAUCAAAAUAGAUAUUUUGUAGUUGAUUUACAAUCUACUAUGCAAUAUUUGGAACAAGGCGUUUAUGAUAAAGUAGCUGAAUAUUUAACUCUUAUGGGUCGCACUGAACUUUUAACAUGCCUUGCAACGCAAAAUAGUUUUGGCAAAAUUCGCGAUCAAGCUCAACAGCUCACUAGGGAAUAUAAUAUACAAUGCUGCUGCCUAUAUUAUCCUGUAUUAAAGCAGCACAUACAAUAUGAAUUUGAAGCUUGCGAUAGUGAUCCGGUAGAAAGGAUAACUGCUGAUCAUGCUGCUGCUACUACUUUGGGUAAAGAAGCGCGUCGCUGGUCGACGAGAAUUGCUCGUGAAGUUGCUAGUAUAAGAGAAAAUAAUCGAAAAUUACAAGUACUUCAGCAGCUUAAAGAAUCUGGACAGAAGACUGAUCCUAGUGAUCCAAAUGGGCCUGACGUAGAUACUAAAAUAGAUGAAUUGAAACAUAGUAUUCGACGAGCAGAGACUGCAAAAUUGAAAGCAGAAGCAAGAAUAGAAUGUCUCCGACAUGGUGGAGUGAACGUCGACGAAUGGCUUCAAGAAGCUGAAACGUUGAGUGUCCAAGACAUGCCAAGAUCUGCAAGUUCUUUGUCAGUUAGGACUGAUGCAUCUGGUGCAGGGCAGGAAAAUCCUUCCUCUGAUUCAUUCUACGAUAGUGAUGGUGAUGGUGGUAGUGAUUUAACAACUGUAGAAAGACCGGGUACACGUAAUGCAAUGCAACAAGAGGAAGAGGUUGCAGAAGAAAGACAGAGGCAUGAUAGUGAUGAAGUUGAUGCUUUACUUGAGCAAGAGAAACAACGGAUAGAACAGUUAACUGCUGGUUGGGAUGACCCAACAUCUGUUGAUUGGGCAAAUGAAGAAAAAGAUGAACAAGUUGAAUCUCAAGAACCUCCUGCUCCUGUUCAACAAAUAUACAAAUGCACCGCACUAUAUUCGUACACGGCACAAAACCCAGACGAGUUGUCGAUUGUCGAAAGCGAACAACUCGAUGUUGUUGGCGAAGGUGACGGAGAUGGUUGGUUGAGGGCUCGAAAUUAUCGCGGGGAAGAGGGUUACGUACCACAAAAUUAUUUGGAUGUUGAAAGAGAACAGGAUACAACGUCUGGUCUUUCUUCUCAAGGACCAGGCCUUGUCCAACAAAUUUCAUUCUCUUCUGUUGAUUAUACUAUUGAUGAUCAUGAUGCUGUUGAUCCUGAUGCUAAUUUGCAACCUGCUACAGAACAACAACAACAACAACAACAACCGGAGGCCAUUGUGCAGAAUCAUAUAAAUGUUGUAGAUCUUGAACAAUAUUGUAUCGCUCUUUACGAUUACGAUGCAACUUGCGAGGAAGAACUUAGCUUUCUUGAAGGUGAUAUCGUCAAAGUACUUAGGAAAGAACCCCAUGAUGUUGAUGAUGGCUGGUGGGAAGGAGAACUACGAGGAUCCCGAGGAUUAUUCCCAUCUCUCGUUGUCGAACCAUGUGCCCCUGAUGGUUCACCUUUGACUCCUCAGGACGAUAUGACACCCCCUAGUUCUGCUCCACCUGUCUUUACACCACCCGAAGUGCCGGAAUUCUUGCUGGAACAAGAAGCCGCACAAUUUAUCGCUAAUGAACUUACCGAUGGCAAAGUUGAAGAAAACGAAGAACAAAGUGGUUUUGCAAUAAAUUUAACGAGAGGUCAAAAGGAACAUUAUGGUUCGCAAUUUGAUGAGGACGAAACAACCGAAGCAGCACCAGGGAUAGUAGUUGUGGAAGUAUCCGAAGAUGUGGAUGAUAAGACAACUACUGGCGAAAACGAGAAACAAUUAUCGGAAAAAGUUACGGAGAAUACUGGAGAAAAUGGCAAGGAAGAGUUUGGUUUGGGUGUAGCACAAAUUGUUAUUACAGCGGCAACUCCAAUGGAAGAAGUUGAACAUCCAUUUCCUGGUGUAAAUGAGAACACAGAUGAUACAGUUAAAUCAACAGAAGUUUCUGACGGAAGUUCUGAAGCGGAUUUGCCGUCAAGCGUUACCCCAGAUAUCAAUGAAAGCGACUGCAAAGAAGCAACUGUCAUUAUGAACGAACAUGAUGAAGUUACUGAGGUUACUGAAGUUACUGAAGUUACUGAAGUUACUGAAGUUACAGAAGUUCCCGAGGAUAUAGAAGAGAAAUCAACGAUCGAUGAUUUGCCAGCCGAUUCGGCGCCAUUUCCAUUGAGUAGUAGUUCUGGUAGCGAAGCAGAUUCAACGUCCGGUCCGAGUACGGCAGAUAAUUCUCAGUCAAUUCCGUCGCGAGGCACUGUGAUAGAUGCACAGGAAGCUGAAGAGAUAGCAAUUAUACUUGAAAAGGUAGUUUGCGGUGGGAGGGCAAGUAUUCCCGACGAAUUACAACCUGACCAACUAGAAAAGCUUCAAAAUUUAAAAGAAUCGAAUGCCUAGGAAUGACUAUACCUCGGAGAUGAUACCGACUAUCCUGCCUUAACGAAUAAAUGGGCUCUUCCAAAGAAUCAUCAGAACAAGUUCCAGCAUUUGUUGGAGUUUUGGAAAUCUCCCGAGGUUAUUGGGAAAAAAGACUAAUGAAUUAACCAAACAACCGAAGAUUUUUAUGUUAAUACAACGUACACAAAUCUUUUGCUAGGCAACACUCUAGUAACAUAUGUAAACCAAGAAGUUGCGACUUUUGCAAUUUGCGAGGCAUCUAUGUACAGUUGUAAGGUAACAAAAAGAAUUGUCGAUACCUGUAAUAGAAAAUCUUUUGGUGGUUCAUGUACAUUAUAAGAGAAUACAAUGGUGUUGCAUGUA
Messenger RNA from Polistes dominula (European paper wasp), 3910 nucleotides. RefSeq names its product protein nervous wreck. The record is from RefSeq and is a predicted model, not a curated record. Gene Ontology annotation, biological process: regulation of actin filament polymerization; neuromuscular synaptic transmission. NCBI's taxonomy places the organism in Eukaryota, Metazoa, Arthropoda, Insecta, Hymenoptera, Vespidae. Gene Ontology annotation, molecular function: protein binding. Gene Ontology annotation, cellular component: neuromuscular junction; recycling endosome.